Molecule: messenger RNA, 1173 nt
Organism: Lodderomyces pseudojiufengensis
Lineage: Eukaryota; Fungi; Ascomycota; Pichiomycetes; Serinales; Debaryomycetaceae
Exons: 1
Coding region: 1-1173 (390 amino acids)
Biological process (GO): pentose-phosphate shunt; carbohydrate metabolic process
Molecular function (GO): 6-phosphogluconolactonase activity
Source: RefSeq, a predicted model, not a curated record
AUGACAACUACUGUCCCUUUAAUUUAUUCAUUUCCUGAAUUUUUAGGAGUUGCUGAUGCUGUUGCUGAUUUAGUUAUAUCAGCUCAAAAUCAAACUUUAUAUAAUACAACAGAUCAAAAACAAAUUGAAUUAAUUAAAUCAGGUCAAUUGAAAAGACCAUCAAUUAAUAAAACAAAUAGUUCUAUAUCAGUUUUAAAUCAAUCAAAUGGUAAUAAUAAUCUAAAUAAUAAUGGUUCAUCAAAUCAUAAUUCAAAUAGUAAUAUAAAUUCAAUAAAUAAUACUCCAAAUCACUCACCAAGUCAUAGUCAAAGUGGAUUAAACUUUAAUAAUAACAAAUCAUCAUCUUCAAAUACAAGUAAUUUAAACCCAAACACUAAUACUUCAUCAUCAAUAUCAUCAUCAACAUCAGCAACCACCAACAAUAUAGAAAAGAACAACAAAAUUAAAAAAGAAAAAAAGAUCUUAAAAAAGCAAGAAAUAAGAUUUAAAAUUGCAAUAAGUGGAGGAUCAUUAAUUAAAAUAUUAAAUCAAGGUUUAUUAAGUAAACAAGAUUAUAUAGAAUGGGAUAAAUGGGAUAUUUAUUUUGCUGAUGAAAGAUUAGUACCGUUUAAUAGCCCUGAUUCAAAUUAUGGUCAAGCUAAGCUUGAAAUUUUUGAUCAUAUAAAGGGAGAUAAAAAACCAAAAAUUUUCCACAUUGAUGAAACCCUCAUUGAAGAUCCUCAAGAAGCUGCAGAUGAUUAUGAAAAACAGUUAAUUCAAAAUUUUGCUAAAAAGGAUUCUGUAAAAUUACCAAUGUUUGAUUUAUUAUUAUUAGGUUGUGCGCCAGAUGGUCAUAUUGCUUCAUUAUUCCCCAAUCAUGGUGAAAGUUUAAGAGAAAAAUUAGCUUGGUGUAUACCAAUUGAAAAUGCUCCAAGUGGUCCCAAAAAUAGAAUAACUUUAACCAUACCUGUAAUAUGUCAUGCAUCAAGAGUUGCUUUCGUUGUUGAAGGUUUAACAAAAGCUCCAAUUAUAAAAACUAUAAUGGAAAGACCAGAAAAGGGUUUACCUUCUUCUAUUGUAAAUGAAGGUGCUGCUGGUAGAGUAAGUUGGUUUGUUGAUGAUGCUGCAUUAAAUGAUUUAUAUGAUAUUACAAAAAAGAAAUAUAAAUAUUUAUCAAUACCUGAACCUAAAUAA